This is a messenger RNA of Cuscuta campestris, 723 nucleotides long. Lineage: Eukaryota; Viridiplantae; Streptophyta; Magnoliopsida; Solanales; Convolvulaceae. The record is from the annotation of a GenBank genome assembly.
UGGAUGAUGGCAUGAAUCGCCUUCAAGUCCUCGUUGAAGAGCGAGGUAUGGCUGCUGUCCCGGGGGCGGAGAAUCCGGGUGAUGAUGUAGAGGAGGAGGCGCUUGUCCGGUGGGGCCGAGUGAAUCGUCGGUGCGCCGCUGUGACGGAUGAGGUUGGUGAUCCCAAGCUCUCGGAUGACCACCGCCUCGUUGUUGAGGAUCCAAUCAUCGCCACCAUAGGUUGCGAUGUCGUCACCGCGGAUGGGCAGCCCUGCGACCCGAGCGAAGGUAGGCAAAUCAAUCUCUAUGUCGUAGAGAUUGAUGCUGCUGCGAAUGGUGUCCCCGUCACGGCGGAGAUUGGAAUAGAAAGCCCGGAGAAAGGCAGGAUUGAAGCUCGAGCGGCUCUUGGAGACGAAUGGCCACAAACCCGACGCUUGGAGUUGGUUGUCGAGGUCGUGGUACCCUUUGUCUUGGGGAAACAACUCCGGGAGCACGCGAGGUGGAGAGAUCGGGCGCUUGGCAAAGUGAGUGAGGAAGCGUGUUAGUUCUUCCUCCGACCCGAACUCAAGAAAUGAUCCAUCCAAAUAUGGGAACGGAGGAGGCGCGGAACUUGAGGGUUCGGCGGUGCUUUUCUUCUUGGAAGCCUUAGACUUUGAUCUUCCUCCGGCCAUGAUUAAGGCGUUUUUGAAGAAAGACUGAAGAAAUGUUGAGAUUAGGAUCAAGGAAUGAAAUUAUGAUGUUAAU